This is a messenger RNA of Galeopterus variegatus (Sunda flying lemur), 3309 nucleotides long. RefSeq names its product calcium channel, voltage-dependent, beta 1 subunit (gene CACNB1). The coding region runs from base 87 to 1874 and encodes 595 amino acids. Gene Ontology annotation, biological process: chemical synaptic transmission; regulation of voltage-gated calcium channel activity; neuromuscular junction development. The record is from RefSeq and is a predicted model, not a curated record. The transcript is spliced from 14 exons. NCBI's taxonomy places the organism in Eukaryota, Metazoa, Chordata, Mammalia, Dermoptera, Cynocephalidae. Gene Ontology annotation, molecular function: protein binding; high voltage-gated calcium channel activity. Gene Ontology annotation, cellular component: voltage-gated calcium channel complex.
CGCUGUUCUCGGCUCCGACGGCCUCUCCCAUGUGCUGAGGGCGCCCGGCUAGGCCGGGCCGGCGGCCGGAGAGGAGGCUCCUCUCCAUGGUCCAGAAGACCAGCAUGUCCCGGAGCCCUUACCCACCCUCCCAGGAGAUCCCCAUGGAGGUCUUCGACCCCAGCCCACAGGGCAAAUACAGCAAGAGGAAAGGGCGGUUCAAACGGUCAGAUGGGAGCACGUCCUCGGAUACAACAUCCAACAGCUUUGUCCGCCAGGGCUCAGCAGAGUCCUACACCAGCCGGCCAUCAGACUCUGAUGUAUCUCUGGAGGAGGACCGGGAAGCCUUGAGGAAGGAGGCAGAGCGCCAGGCGUUAGCUCAGCUUGAGAAAGCCAAGACCAAGCCAGUGGCAUUUGCUGUGCGGACAAAUGUCGGCUACAAUCCAACUCCAGGGGAUGAGGUGCCUGUGCAGGGAGUGGCCAUCACCUUCGAGCCCAAGGACUUCCUGCACAUCAAGGAGAAAUACAAUAACGACUGGUGGAUCGGGCGGCUGGUGAAGGAGGGCUGUGAGGUUGGCUUCAUCCCCAGCCCUGUCAAACUGGACAGCCUGCGCCUGCUGCAGGAACAGAAGCUGCGCCAGAAUCGCCUCAGCUCCAGCAAAUCAGGCGACAACUCCAGUUCCAGUCUGGGAGACGUGGUGACUGGCACCCGCCGCCCCACACCCCCUGCCAGUGCCAAACAGAAGCAGAAGUCGACAGAGCAUGUGCCCCCCUAUGACGUGGUGCCUUCCAUGAGGCCCAUCAUCCUGGUGGGACCGUCGCUCAAGGGCUAUGAGGUUACAGACAUGAUGCAGAAAGCUUUAUUUGACUUCUUGAAGCAUCGAUUUGAUGGCAGGAUCUCUAUCACUCGUGUGACGGCAGAUAUUUCCCUGGCUAAGCGGUCAGUCCUCAACAACCCCAGCAAGCACAUCAUUAUUGAGCGCUCCAACACACGUUCCAGCCUAGCUGAGGUGCAGAGUGAGAUUGAGCGAAUCUUCGAGCUGGCCCGGACCCUUCAGUUGGUUGCUCUGGAUGCUGACACCAUCAACCACCCAGCCCAGCUCUCCAAGACUUCGCUGGCCCCGAUCAUUGUUUACAUCAAGAUCACCUCUCCAAAGGUACUUCAGAGACUCAUCAAGUCCCGAGGGAAGUCUCAGUCCAAACACCUCAAUGUCCAAAUAGCAGCCUCGGAGAAGCUGGCACAGUGUCCCCCGGAAAUGUUUGACAUUAUCCUGGAUGAGAAUCAAUUGGAGGAUGCUUGCGAGCACCUGGCCGAGUACUUGGAAGCCUAUUGGAAGGCCACACACCCGCCCAGCAGCACGCCGCCCAAUCCGCUGCUGAACCGCACCAUGGCGACCGCCGCCCUGGCUGCCAGCCCUGCCCCUGUCUCCAAUCUGCAGGGACCCUACCUUGCUUCCGGGGACCAGCCGGCCACGGGGGAGCGCGCCAGCGUGCACGAGUACCCUGGGGAGCUGGGCCAGCCCCCGGGCAUGUACCCCAGCAGCCGCCCACCAGGCCGGGCAGGCACCCUGCGGGCACUGUCCCGACAAGACACAUUUGAUGCCGACACCCCCGGCAGCCGAAACUCUGCCUACACGGAGCUGGGAGACUCAUGUGUGGACAUGGAGACCGACCCCUCAGAGGGGCCAGGGCUUGCAGACCCUGCAGGGGGCGGCACCCCACCAGCCCGGCAAGGCUCCUGGGAGGAUGAGGAAGAAGACUAUGAAGAGGAGCUGACCGACAACCGGAACCGGGGCCGGAAUAAGGCCCGCUACUGCGCGGAGGGUGGGGGUCCAGUUCUGGGGCGCAACAAGAACGAGCUGGAGGGCUGGGGGCGAGGCGUCUACAUCCGCUGAGAAUUGGAGGCCACAGCGUGGGAGGAAGGGCGCAGAGCCCAGGGAAGGGGAGGGACCGAGGGGCUCACCACCUGGGAUGUAUCUUGCCUCCAGGGGGCGGUGUCGCCCUCUUUUCAGAUGCCUUUGCUCAAUAUGUUCGGGAUUUCUUUGGUGGUAUCCCAGCUCCGGGGAGGCCCUUAAGCCCCAGCUCUAGGUUUUUACCUACCUGCUGUGGAUGGAUAGGGGAUACCCACCUUUCUGAACUGUCCCCUUUUCCCCAUUUUAGGGGGCUCCCCCCUCCCUCCCACCCCCGCGAAAAGGUGCACUUCCUUCACUCUUUCUACUUGGGGCUCUAAGUGAAGGUCCUAAAUGGGGUGGCCUGUUUUUUCCCAACCUGGAGUAUCUGGGAAGAGUUUAAGCGCUUUUCCUGGAGUGGGAUGCCACAGACUCUUUCCGAUAGGGGCUCUCUUCCCCAGACCCCAGAUCCAGGGCCUUCACCAUGUCCACCCCCUCCCCACAGAUUCCUGGCAGCAUUGUCUGAUAGGUGAAAGCUACAGCAUGGAAGCCCUGUGGGGAGCUUGUGUUGGGUCUGGGUGGAAACUGGCAGGCCUUAGACGUAGCACCCUCUGCUCUCUAUGGCCAUGGCAAUGCUCAGGGCCUAGAACCCUGAGGAGUGGGCAACCCAAGACGCUGCUACCCACCUCACCACCUCCAUGCCUCAGCCUUUGCCUGCUGCAAGAGUGAGCUUUGCCUACAACAUCCCUUGCCUGCUGCCAUCAGAAGAAGGGGCCCCUUUGCAUCUGAGCCCCUCAUCCCCAUUUCAGCUGGGUGUGGAGCCCAUGGAACACUCUAGCCCGCCUCAUUUUAAACCAAAAAACAACUCCUUCACCCUUAUCCUGAGGCCCCAGGGGAGCGGUUCUGUGAAUUGGUGCCCAAGAGGGGACUACCACCCCAGGUGUUGCCUUGGGACCUCGGAUCUCCCCUGAGGGGCUUGGCUGCUGCUGCUGCUGUUACUGCUCUGUUUGCCUCUUGUAAUCCUGUCUUUUACCCAUGUCCACUUCCCCCAGGAGAGGCCUUGGUAUGCCCACUCCCCUUGGGUAUCCAUCUGUCUGCCUCAGCAUCCCCAUAGCCCAGCAGCCCUGCCCCUCCCCAGCAUCCCAGCUGGGCCAGAGAGAGCCGAAUGUGCCAACGAGGACUGGGCCCUGCCUGGCUGCCCACCUCAGGGAUGGGCACCUAAUGCCUGUCUCGCCACCUCCUGUGCCAAUGUUGUCCCACCCCCUCCUGGGGGUGGGGUGCAGCUUCCACUUACUGGUUAGAAGAUACCACUGCCCACCUUUUUCCCUUCCCUGUCUGGUGUCCUGUGCCCCAUGUGUCUGUCUAUUUGUCUGUACUCCCCUAGGAAAAGUAUUUUGCCACAUAUAAAACCGCCGUCCUGUCCUUUGCGGACACCUCUUGA